Molecule: messenger RNA, 1151 nt
Organism: Brassica oleracea var. oleracea
Lineage: Eukaryota; Viridiplantae; Streptophyta; Magnoliopsida; Brassicales; Brassicaceae
Exons: 5
Coding region: 126-896 (256 amino acids)
Source: RefSeq, a predicted model, not a curated record
GGCUUGUAUAAUAGUCCCAUCAAUCUCAUCUCUUUUCCAUUUCUCUCCAACUUCCCCUCUCUCUCUCUCUUCUCUCGCUCCUUUAUCGCCGUUUCUGAAUCUGAGUUUUAUCAGUGUCCAUUUCGAUGAAGAAACCGACGGCAGUUACGCAAGACGAGUGGGUGACGGCGGCUCUGACGGAAGACUCUGUGGUGGUGGAGCUUCUUCUUCGCCUCAAGCACGCCGGAACGGUAGAGUCCGCCGCGAAUAUACCUCUGUUACGGUGGGGUUCUCGUAAACCGAGGUCGAGAUUAGGCGUCGGCGCUGGCGUUGGAGGCCUUUUAAAGAAGGAAACGGAUUCGGCUAGAGCCAGUCCUAUGACUCCUCUAUGCUGGAGCGGCGGAUCUGGUAGCGGCGGCUCUUCUUGUCCCUCCGCCGAUGGAUUUGAAGACGCUAGUCGUCAAUCUACAUGCUCUACAUCUACCCGAUACGGAUCUAAGGCGUUACACGUAACAAAUGAAAUCAGCAGCUACAAGAGAUCAAAGAAACAAAAGAUUUUCUUGGACCUUAAAGAUGCAGAGAACUUUCAGCUGAAGGAAAGACUUAACCUUCAAAAGAAUAUUGCAAAUGUGCAAGCAACAUACGAGAAACGAAGUGCCAAGAACCAAAGCUUGAAGAGAAUGAAGCUUGAGUACUCAGAUCGAAUCAAGAAUAUUCCAAUUAACAGAUCUAAUCUCGACGAGUCCCGGAAAAAGAGGCGGUUACCUUUCUCCAGCUCUCGAAAACCGGUGAAAAACGAACAUUCGUACAGAACAACAAGUGAAACCAAGAGACCUGAAGAAAAGGGUUUCUUCUUCCUCCCUGAUCUGAACAUGACACCCAUAGAGGAAGAAGAGACCUUGUACGGGACGCGUUAAACAAAGAAAGCUUUAACCCACAAUGACGUCACAGGUAAUUACUAGAGAUCAGUGGUGUAGCUUUUUGUCCGUGGACGGAGGAGAUGGGAGUAAGUGAUGAGUUUGCCGACAAAGAAUUCACACUACUCAACAAGGAUUCGAGAAGAUUUUAUAUAAGAAGAUAAAAAGGGAAUGAAACAAUGUAAUAAGAGGAUUACCAAAUAUUAUUCUCGAUUUUAUCUUCUCUGCUUAUGAAAUGAAUUUCUUGGGUAAAAC